This is a messenger RNA of Aureobasidium uvarum, 1644 nucleotides long. NCBI's taxonomy places the organism in Eukaryota, Fungi, Ascomycota, Dothideomycetes, Dothideales, Saccotheciaceae. The record is from the annotation of a GenBank genome assembly.
AUGGCUCGAAAAUCAGCUCUUGCCAUUCUGUUGUCUCUCACUGCAUUCGCUAGCGCGCAAGCAAUACCCAGUGCCAGCCAAUGUCCGACCGCGAACGGACAGAUCAUCACAGACAGCAAUGGAAGUACAUACCGCGUUACCUGCUCGGCGGACAACAAUGUUGGUUCGUACACAAGUACUCGGGCGACCUCUUCGUAUCUGGAUUGCAUGACUGCUUGUGAUGCCGCCGCCUCUGCUGGUUGUCAAGGCUUCACUUAUGUAGGCGGCUCUGGAGGCACUUCAUCAGGCACUUGCUAUCUGAAGAAAAGCAUGGGAAGCUACCCUGCGACAGGCAGCAACUACAUUUCUGCCAUCAGAAUCUCCAACGCCCUGCCAUCAUCGCAAAGUCGCAUCGCGUCCACGCUUGCCACUUCUGUAUCAUCAGCAUCAGCUUCGUCACCGGUUGCCGCUGUGCAAGCCUCGACUAGUUUAUGCCCAUCUUCUAAUUUCACAGGCUAUGCGGACUCUCAAGGCAACAACUGGCAGAUCCUGUGCGGUUUUGAUACCAGUCCUGGAUCUUUCGGCUCCGCUUCUGCCUCCAGCUUCCCCGCAUGUCUAUCAGCUUGUAGAGCUACCUCGGGUUGUGCGGCGGUCACAUACAUCGGUACCUCAUGCUACUUCAAGAAGGCCUUCUCAAGCUUGAUCACAAAAUCCAAUGCGGCUAGUGCAUUUCUGGUAAACACUCAGAACUAUCCCGUCCCUCUUUCGGGUAACAGCAAAGCAAGCUCGGGCUGUGGAGCUGCGUUACCCCCUGGCAUACAACUGGGAGGCCCUUCUGUCACUUUCAACAUCACGUCUGGUGGUGUGAUCAGGUCCUUCAACGUUCAUGUGCCCACUUCGUACAAGAACACCAAAGCUUCACCUCUGAUUGUUGCUUACCACGGCCGCUCGAACAACCAGCUCUCAGUGGAGAGUGAUUCACAACUCUCGAGUGAGACUUGGAAUCCCUACGCCAUUGCGGUUUACCCUCUGGGCGAGGAUGUAUAUCCGGCCACUGUCGGAGGAUCACCUUACUACAACGAUCUGACUUUCUCAAGUGAUCUGCUUGACUACAUCUCCAGCCACUACUGCAUUGACACAAGUCGCAUGCUAGCCACUGGCUUCUCCAACGGCGGAGGCUUUGUUGGAACCCUCGCCUGCGACCCAACACUUUCUCAGCGCUUCAGCACUUUUGCGGCAAACUCGGGUGCAGAGUAUACCAACACGACCGGCACUUGCGAUCCUCCCAACGUGCUCACAAACACUAUCGUACAGCCUGUUUGCUCGCCAGGCAGGUCCAAUCUUCCAAUGCUCGAGUUCCACGGUGACGCCGACGGCACCAUCCCUUACCCUGGUGGGCCUCGAAGAGGGUAUUGUCUACCCACAGUGCCGCAUUGGGUCACGGAUUGGGCUCUCAGAGACGGAUUGUCAAGCUCUAACGUCACCUCGUCGCUGGCUAGUGGAAAGGUGACCAAGUACGAGUUUGGCGCUUCGCAGGGUGUACAGGGAUUGGUUACGCAUUACAAGAUCGCUGGUUGGGGACACUUUUGGGCCAGUACCAAUGGUGGAGCACCAAUUGACGCUACACCUGUUAUCAUGGACUUUUUCUAUGGUCAUUCCGGCUAG